Molecule: messenger RNA, 1369 nt
Organism: Sardina pilchardus (European sardine)
Lineage: Eukaryota; Metazoa; Chordata; Actinopteri; Clupeiformes; Clupeidae
Product: class I histocompatibility antigen, F10 alpha chain-like
Exons: 6
Coding region: 146-1225 (359 amino acids)
Biological process (GO): immune response
Cellular component (GO): external side of plasma membrane
Source: RefSeq, a predicted model, not a curated record
GCAACUUACUUUCGCUUUGCUUCGUAACAGAAUAGGCUAGUAAAAACAACAUGUUUGUGUUUUUACAGUAUAUACAUCAAACUGUAUGCUAUUUUAGGAAUUAUUACAAUCUGAGUUAAUCUGAACAAUAAACACAGCCGAAGACAUGUUCCUCUUUGGAUGGUUAGGUUCACCUGCAACUGCAAUGCGGAUUUAUUUGGGUCUACUGAUCUACGUCCCGUUCUCACAUGGUUCAGAUGUUGACACAGUUGAGGUCCAGUACACAGUGCAUCGUGGCCCAGAUGGCAAGCUGCAGUUUCAGCAGACAACUCUGUUCAAUGGACACGUGAUAUUUUCCUGCAACGGCCAAACACUGAGAGACCAACCACAACAGGACUGGGUAACACAUGCAUUCACCCAAGAGGAACUGGAGGAAAGACAUCAGCAGUGUAAAAGUCAGUGCAAUGAGCACUUUGCUUGGUUUGAGAAGAUAAAACAAACGAUCACUGUUUCAGCAGAUAUUCUUCAAAGACGUCGAGGUUGCUUAAUCAACAGCUUAGGAAAGUCUUCCUUUGAUAAGUGGGGUGUGAAUGGAGAGGACUUCCUGACCUUUGACCCCCAUGCUCUUAAAUGGACGGCUCAGACUGAUGAGGCCAACGCUUUAGCAACACGGUGGGAUGGAGAGCACUUUAUGAAUAAUGCUUACAAAGAUUUUGCCAAUAAACUGUGUAGCAAGACCCACAACUUGAUGGAGUUAGCAGCAAGGCCCAGUGAUGAUGCACACACAGGUGUGGAGCUUCAUACAUUUGCUGACCCCAUCGCAGGAGGAACUGUCUCAUAUUUACAGUGUCAUGUGACAGGCUCCAGCCUAUCAGGAGUAAGGAUGUAUUUAGCUAAAGAUGGGGAUACUCUUGGUCGAGGAGUUUAUCAGACUGGAUUACGACCCAAUGGAGACGGAACAGCUCAGAUGAGGGUCCUGGUUAAGACCACAAUAGACAACAGCAAAACAUAUCGAUGUGAAGUUCACAGUGAGACUUUCAACAAGUCUGCUGUCUUUGAUGACCCAUCUCCUCACCAGAGUACUGAGAAAUGGACUGUUGUGACUGUUAUUGGGACUAUUAUAUGUAGUCUGGUGAUUCUUGGGGUAAUGAUUGGUUGCCCUGUGUUGGUGCUGCAUGUGAGGAAGAUGAGGAAGGUGAGGAGGAAAGCGGUGGCAGCAGCAGCGGAAGAGGCAGAGCAGCUAUAAUCACAAGGUCUCCCAACUGAUGACUGAUCCUCAUCUUCAGAUUCAACUAGUGAAGCCUUUCAAAGAAAUCUGAAAAAGAAACUGUGAUGCAUCACACUGAUGGCAGGUCAACUUGAGAUUCAACUCAAAGAUUGAACCCUUCCA